AUGUUCUUGAUUGCGGGUCGUGAAACUUCGGGACGUGCAGCUACAUGGGCCACCAUCUAUCUCCAUCAUCAUCCCCAUGUGUUGCAAAAGGCCAAGGAAGAGCAAGAGAAAAUCAUGAAAAGAAGGCCUUCUUCCCAGAAAGGUUUAACCCUCUCCGAAAUCAAACAAAUGAAAUAUCUAUCUAAGGUGAUUGACGAAACAUUACGAAGACGGACCAAUGUUUUUGCACUAUUUCGAGAGGCAAAAAAUGAUACUUAUCUAAAUGGGUACUUCAUACCAAAAGGUUGGAAAGUGUUGUUUUGGCAAAGUGCAGUUCAUAUGGACCCUGAAAUUUAUCCCAACCCAAAAGAAUUCCUUCCUUCAAGAUGGGAUGGUUUUAAACCCAAGGUAGGAGCUUUUCUACCCUUUGGAGCAGGAAGUAGUACUUGUCCUGGAGCUGAUCUAGCCAAACUUGUGAUCUCCAGUUUCCUUCAUUGUUUCACCCUUAACUAUAAGCUUGAACAACUUAAUCCAGGAGGCCCUGUUAAUUAUUUGCCUUGUUCACCAGAUCCAGCUGAUAACUGUCCUGCCAGAAUCAUUAAAAUCCGUUGA
This is a messenger RNA of Gossypium arboreum, 591 nucleotides long. Its product is annotated as beta-amyrin 11-oxidase. Gene Ontology annotation, cellular component: endoplasmic reticulum. Gene Ontology annotation, biological process: multicellular organism development; brassinosteroid biosynthetic process; sterol metabolic process. The transcript is spliced from 6 exons. Lineage: Eukaryota; Viridiplantae; Streptophyta; Magnoliopsida; Malvales; Malvaceae. Bases 1 to 591 code for a protein of 196 amino acids. The record is from RefSeq and is a predicted model, not a curated record. Gene Ontology annotation, molecular function: iron ion binding; heme binding; ent-kaurenoic acid monooxygenase activity.